GUCAGGCGGUGUGGGGGGAGUUUUCCACUGACGAACAGAACUCGCACAACUCAACAACAGCUGAUCCCUCUGUACUGUACGUGCGCCGAGGGCUCAGAAAGAGGACGUUGGCGCUAUCUUGAUAACUUUUCGAGCAUCGUAUGGUCGUCUCUUCCACCCAUGAUACACGGAUACACAACCGCUGGAUUGCCAUGUCUACAUCACAACGUGGGGCUUUAAAGAGGAAAUAUGGUUUCCCUGACGAGGAUGCCAUUUACUCCUCUUCAUCCCCCUCAUCACACUCUGAACUGGACUCUGAUGAAGACAGCCCCCAAAGUGAUAGCAUGGACUUUGUGCCUGUAGGCUCCUCCUCUUCAAGUCAUCAUAUGUCAAGUAAGCCAUUUGCAUCCAUCCUGAAGAAGACGAAAGAUACUCAAUCCAAAGGCAGUGUUCGGUUCGGCCUGGUCACAGUGUUCCUUUUCCAGCGCUGCCAAGGUUUCAGCAGUGUGCCCAGUCAUGGUGGCUGUACACUGGGCAUGGUUAGACGGCACACUACCCGCCAGCAGUUCACCCUGGCGGAGCACUCGGACGAGCAGCAGCGCUUGCGAACGGAGAGGAUACGUGAGCAACACCAAGAGGAGAAGCUGGAGGCGUUGAGACAGAAGCUUAUCAUCAGUGGGACUCUCACAGCGUCAGAAGCGGCCAGGCUGACGGUGAACGACGUCCCAGAUGAGGAUAACGAUCUAUGUAGCACAAAGCUGAAAGACAUGGGAUCCCUCCGUCCCUGCUCUUCUAAGCGGAGACGUGCGUUAUUGAGAGCAGCGGGAGUGCAGCGCAUCGACCGGGAGGAGAAGAGGCAGCUGCAGGAGCUGAGGCGGUGGAGGGAAGACUGUGGGUGCCACUGCCAGGGCUUCUGUGAGCCCGAGACCUGUUCCUGCAGCCAGGCUGGCAUCAAGUGCCAAAUGGAUCGCGCCAACUUUCCCUGUGGAUGCUCAAAGGAAUGCUGUGGGAAUCCCGCAGGCCGAAUCGAGUUCAACUCCAGUCGUGUGCGGAGCCACUACAUCCACACGCACAUGAAGCUGGAGCUGGAAAAGAGACUGCACGAUAACAACAGACUGAUCUCCUCUGAACAACAGUCAGCUACGAGGAACAGAGCCGCUACAUUUCCUGUAGAAAACGACUCUCCCUCAUUCCUCCUGAGCUCAGAGCUCUGCAGGCGGGGAGACAGCAGCUGGAGCAGCGACAUGACUGACACCUCCUGCUCUUCUUCUCUGAGUCUGGACUCUGAGACGGAUGGAAGGCCUUCCUCAGAGCAGCUCACGCUGGACGUGGACGGCAGAGGACUCGUACUCAGUUUUUCCGAUUCUGAUGGAGAGGGGUGUCCAUACAUUAAAGAUUAUAAUCUGCCCACUCAAGCCACUGGCUGCACACCCACAAAGGAAAGCAACACCAGUAAAUCUAAAUUGGAGUAUCUGGAUGAAAAUGCUAAUCAGGCAAGCAUGGAAUGUGUCCACGAUCCAUUUGAUAUCCCUAAUACUCCGUCUGCAUCUCCGGAUCACACUAUGAACUGUUACAUGGACCUCAGUCUGUCCUCAGACUCUGACCUGGUCUUUUUUGACACCUUCCACGAAUACGGUCCAAGCCGCAGUCAUUUUAAAGUGUAUAGUCAUCUGGACUACAUGUCACAGCUCCACUUCCCUCGCUGUCCCAGUCCUGCACUAAUUGAGGACUCGGGGGUCAGUCUUCUGGAGUCUCUUGUAGGAAUUUCUUAAGUGCAGCUCAGUAUUUUUUACUGUUUUUUUUUUUUUUUUUUUUUUUUAAUAGCCGAAUGAGCACUGUUCAUUUGCAAUUGUACAGUAUGAAUAAAUCUCAUUUACCAUGAGAAAAAUGGUGAAUAAUAUUGGAAUUUAAGGAUAUUCCUUAGAAUUAUAUUUAAGGAUAUUAAUAUCAUCUAUUCAGGAUCAGUGUAAAUACAGUUAAAAACCACUCAGUGUGAAGUAGUGUGUGAGUGAUAUGUCAAUUUCAGCUUUGUUGCCAAAAGUUUUGGAGAGUUUGUAGCUAAGAUUUUAUAUUUAUUCUUCAUAAACUAAAGGCUUCAUUUCCAUUGAAUAAGGAAUCGAACUAAUGUUUACUUAUAAGAGAAAGCCCAUUCAUAUUUAUUUCUCAGUUUUGUUUUUGUUUAAACGAUCAAGUGUGCGAAUAAAAGUUUUAUUUUUUGUGUAGCACAGUAAAUGUAUUUGUUACAGUGUUUGAAAAGAGUAAGCUGUUAAAAAUGUCAUUAUGCCAUUUUCGUCUUUUCAAGGGCCAGGAUGUCUUUUCAUUAAAGAGGAUUUUUUUUUAGGAAUGAUUUGUAAUAUAUACACAUUCAGGCUACAUUUGCUUCAGUGCUAUAUCUGCUUUGUAUUUACUUCGGUGAAUGUUUUUGGACAUUUUAAAAUGUGUCCGGCUUUUUUCUUCUUCUGUGGAAUUACUCAUCUCAAUAAAACUGAUUUCACAAAA
Messenger RNA from Puntigrus tetrazona (Sumatra barb), 2478 nucleotides. It is a transcript of the gene csrnp1a, whose product is annotated as cysteine-serine-rich nuclear protein 1a. Lineage: Eukaryota; Metazoa; Chordata; Actinopteri; Cypriniformes; Cyprinidae. Bases 141 to 1751 code for a protein of 536 amino acids. The transcript is spliced from 5 exons. Gene Ontology annotation, molecular function: sequence-specific DNA binding; DNA-binding transcription factor activity, RNA polymerase II-specific. Gene Ontology annotation, cellular component: nucleus. Gene Ontology annotation, biological process: regulation of transcription by RNA polymerase II. The record is from RefSeq and is a predicted model, not a curated record.